This is a messenger RNA of Musca domestica (house fly), 2431 nucleotides long. RefSeq names its product multivesicular body subunit 12A (gene Mvb12). The record is from RefSeq and is a predicted model, not a curated record. Gene Ontology annotation, biological process: endosome to lysosome transport via multivesicular body sorting pathway; regulation of epidermal growth factor receptor signaling pathway; viral budding. Bases 538 to 1605 code for a protein of 355 amino acids. The transcript has 6 exons. Gene Ontology annotation, cellular component: ESCRT I complex; cytosol. Lineage: Eukaryota; Metazoa; Arthropoda; Insecta; Diptera; Muscidae.
AACCGACAAUUAAAUUUAGUAGCAAGCUAUACGCGUAGAUAAAACUAAAACGGUUGGCCAUAAACGGAAGACGAUUGUUUAAUAAUAGUGCGGCGACGGAAACGUUUAGAAUGAAAGAAAAGAAAUCCAAUUGAAAAAAGAAAACAACAACUAAAAAGAGAAAUGAAAUAAAAUGUAUUAAUAAUAAAUAGUGAAUAGAAAGGCAUAUAAUAAAUUAAUUGGAAAAGAAUUUGCUUGGAAAUUCUUAUUCUUAAGUGGUGCAACAACAUAUAAAGUUGGAUAUUUGUGUGUGUGUGCGUGUUUUUGAAAUAACAAAAGGCAAACAAAAUCACAAUAAACAAAAAAAUAUAUGAACCAACCACUGGCCAUUGGAACGGAAAUAUAGGUGAAAGUCACUGAUAAUUGAAUUGAGUGCGUGUGUGUGUGUUUGUGCUGUUUUUUUUUUAUUCACGCCCGUCUGCAGCUGCUCGGCAACGCAGCCACCACUCCAUCAAGCUGGCUACCAAAACAGACGCUUUAUUCGUAUUCAGCAAAGAUAUGAAUAAAGCGGGUAAACAUAUACAAUCGGGCGCCAGUAAUGGUCCCUUAAUAGCACCCAACUCGCCACUGCUGCAGACAUCGAUGGGGGGCAGUGGUGGCGGCGGCUCAACAACAGCUUCAAAAAAUGUGAUCACAUCGAUAAUGAAUUUUCUGCCAGAUAAUCGACCAAUCACAUCGUUGCACAUAGUUGAAGACUAUGAAAAGUGCCCAAAGAAUUUCACACCCAUCAGUCGUACUUAUGAUCAGGAUGCCGAUGCCGAUUUGUGGCGCGAAACAAAUUAUCUGUUUGGACGUCAAACCACACGUUACUUGUGUUUAUCGAAAACCGAGGGAUUGCCAGAAUACGUUGUGGAAACACUAAAAGUUAUUGCCGAAAAAAUUGCACCACCCAAAGAAUUCUCACUGCUGUCCCGCACUGCCGACUCGGAUCAGAAGGCAUGGCGUAAACGACAAAUUGCCUAUAAAUUGUCUAAACGUGGAACCGUUACACAUGCAGUUACAGACAUCAUUUUAUGUUCGAAAUUGAAAAUUGCUCCAGACGGGUUCAAGCUGGCGGGUGAUAUAAAUGGUAUAUUAAUUUGUUAUAAAACUGGUGCCAUACCCGCUCGCCUCCCACCACCGGUUCCAGGCUUGACACCAGCCCAAACCAAUGGAGGUGGCGGCUCUGAAGUGGAAAAAGCUUUAAAUCGUUUAAACCUAAAUAAUGGCUCUAGAAAUCCUAAACAACCUCUGCCGCCAGUGCCCAAUGCCGAGGAACAUGAUUAUGAAGAAAUUCAACAGUCGUAUCAAAUCAAUUCACCACUGAGACCUGCCCCCAGACCGCCAGCAACUCAUAGUACAUCAUCGGGUCAUAGCAUUGGUACACUGGGUACCUACACCGAUGUUGAAGGUGUGCCAUUUGUGAUUAAUCCUCUACUGAAAUCAAAUAAGCAAAAUGAGCUCUCAACACUGCCACAACUCAGCGAUUUUGCAUUGAAAAAAGAUCUUGACUAUGAUUUCCAAUUGGAAAGACAAACACUGUGUGCCAUGAAAUCAUCGGCUUCCAAAAAUCCAUUUUUUAAAUAAACCCUUCCCCCGAUUUGAGACUUUGCAAAAGAAUCAAUUACCAAUAAAUUAGACAACAAAAUGUAGAAAGAGUUUGAAUGAAGAAAACCGAUUCUGUUCGUCUAGAAUAUCAUAUAUAUUUUCAAAACAUAUUAUACUUACAUAUAUACAUACAUACUGUACGUAUGCCUACACCUCCAUCUUUAUACGAAUUGUUUAAUAUUCUAUAUAAUUGUAAUCAUUUGUAAAUUCCUUAAUUUUUAGAUAAUUCUUAGUUUAUAUAUCUAUUUUUUCAAUAGUUUAGAAAUAGUUUUAAAUAUAUUUUCAAAUUUAUAAUUGUAUUUAGAAGUGCUUUACACUACUUUGUGAUAUCAUCAAUGAAACAUUUUGAUAAUGAAAAAUUCAAGGGAAAAAAAAGAAAAUUUGGCGAAAGAGAAGAAUACAAUUUAUUAAAAAAACAAGCAAUAUUUAGUGAUUGGAUUUUAUAGAAAAAUGUAACAAAUACCUGAAAAACAUUGAAGACCUGAUUUCAAGGGCUUGUACGGGUGUUUUUAUACCCUCCACCAUAGUAUUGAGGAUAUAUUAAGUUUGUCAUUCCGUUUGUAACACCUCGAAAUAUACAUUUUAGACCCCACGAAGUUUAUAUAUUCUUGAUCAGCAUAAAAUUCUAUGUCGAUUUAGCGAUGUCCGUACGUCUGUCCGUGUGUGGAAAACACUCUAGCUUCCGAACGAAAUGAAGUAGAUUGAUAAAAUUUUACUCAAACGUAUAUUAUGUCUGCAGGACUUUUUGUAUUGAAAAUGGGCCAUGUAGGUCUACGUUUUGGUAUAGCCCCCAUAUGACGGUACC